This is a messenger RNA of Strongylocentrotus purpuratus (purple sea urchin), 353 nucleotides long. RefSeq names its product leucine-rich repeat and immunoglobulin-like domain-containing nogo receptor-interacting protein 1. The transcript is spliced from 5 exons. The record is from RefSeq and is a predicted model, not a curated record. Bases 42 to 353 code for a protein of 103 amino acids. Gene Ontology annotation, molecular function: protein binding. NCBI's taxonomy places the organism in Eukaryota, Metazoa, Echinodermata, Echinoidea, Camarodonta, Strongylocentrotidae.
ACAACAAAUUGACGAAUAUUUCCGUAGGGAUAUUUCCUGUAAUGCCCGAGCUGCAGAUUCUAAAGUUAGAUGAGAAUGAGAUCGAUACGAUUGAACCAGGCUCUUUUGCACUCAUCGAGAACGUCCAACAUUUUACACUAAUGAAGAACCGACUGAGUCGCAUUGAGGUCGGAAUGUUUGAUGGGUUAGGAAACUUGACAGACAUGAGUUUGCUCGAAAAUGAAAUUAAAGUCAUCGAGGAGAAUGCUUUCGAUAAUCUGAUAAAGCUGGAAUCACUAGAUUUACAGAAGAAUAAGUUAACCGAAGUACCUCGAGAGCUUUUCACCCGACUCAAGAAUUUAAAUAACAUGUAA